GUUGGAAUAGGUUAAAAUUCUUUUAAACGCGUAUUUUGAUAAUGUCAUUCUUUAUCAGAAAUAAGCAAGGAAGCGGAGGAAAUAAAAGAAAGUUUAAUGGUCAUGUUAAAACAACAAAGAGGAAGAGAAAGAAUGUAAGUAAAUCUGUACCUGAAGAUAAUGAAAGUAUUGCCAGUACAGAUGAAGAACUUGCAGAAGAAAAUCAGAGAGAUGAAGAAUAUGAAAGUGAAGAAGAAGAGGAGACAGCUCAGGAAAAACGUGUAAGACUUGCUAAGAAAUAUCUUGAACAAAUCGAAGAAGAAGAAAGAGAUAAAAUAGAGUUUCAAGAAGGUGCAGUAACAAGAAGAUUACACGAGGAAUAUUUAGAAGAAAAAGGAAGGUUACGAAAAACUGUAGCCUCAAAUUAUGUUAACUAUGCUGAACCAAUUGUUCUGAAAUGUAAAGAACACAAAAAUUCAAUUACAUGUUUAUCUCUCUCUAGUGAUGGGAAAGUUUUAUAUUCUGGUUCAAAAGAUGGUAGUUUGGUCAAAUGGUCUUUGAAAGAAAGAACUAAAUUAAAAGCCAUUAAAGGAAAAAGCAAAUCACAGGAUGGAAUAAAAUGUGUACAAUGCUUAGCAGUUAGUACCGAUGGUAAAUUUUUGGUAGUAGGAGAUAGCGGUUGUAAAUAUAUCAGAGUAUUUUGUGGAAAUACCUUAAAUCACAUUAAAAAUUUGCAAGGUCAUAGAGGUAGUGUUACUGGUUUAGUUUUCCGUAAAGGUACACACACAUUGUAUUCUGGAUCCGAGGAUAGAAGUGUAAAAGUAUGGAAUUUAGAUGAUAUGGCAUAUGUUGAGUCCUUAUUUGGACACCAAACUGGUGUUACGUCGAUUGAUGCACUUGCACGAGAACGUGCUAUUACCAGCGGGGGUUUUGAUGGAACGAUUCGAAUUUGGAAAAUCGUAGAAGAAUCGCAACUUAUAUUCAAUGGACAUGGCGGUAGUAUAGACAGUGUUAAACUUAUAAACGAAGAACACUUUCUUAGCUGUGGAGACGAUGGACAAUUAUGUGUUUGGGGUUGCUUAAAGAAGAAGCCUUUGUGUUCAGUGUCAAACGCACACGGAACAGAUGAAACUAAUAACCAAUCAAUGUGGAUUUCGAGUAUAGCUACUUUACUUAAUACAGAUCUAGUCGCAUCAGGAUCACGAAAUGGCGUUAUUAGAUUGUGGCAAUGCGGAGAUUCAUUCAGAUCGUUGAAUCCGUUAUUUGAAAUUCGAUUGACAGGAUUUAUAAAUGCGCUGUAUUUUACUCCGGAUGGAACUCAACUUAUUGCUGGAGUUGGACAAGAACAUAGACUUGGAAGAUGGUGGCGCAUACCGGAAGCAAAAAAUACUAUUGUUAUAAUACCAUUAAUUCAAACGGAAAAUAAAUAGCCUAAAAUAUUUAAAAGAAAAUGAAUUGUUCAGUUGGACAUGGAAUUUAUAUGGU
Messenger RNA from Eufriesea mexicana, 1464 nucleotides. RefSeq names its product U3 small nucleolar RNA-interacting protein 2. The transcript has 8 exons. Bases 42 to 1409 code for a protein of 455 amino acids. Gene Ontology annotation, cellular component: small-subunit processome. The record is from RefSeq and is a predicted model, not a curated record. Gene Ontology annotation, molecular function: U3 snoRNA binding; protein binding. NCBI's taxonomy places the organism in Eukaryota, Metazoa, Arthropoda, Insecta, Hymenoptera, Apidae.